This is a messenger RNA of Nezara viridula (southern green stink bug), 2147 nucleotides long. The record is from the annotation of a GenBank genome assembly. Lineage: Eukaryota; Metazoa; Arthropoda; Insecta; Hemiptera; Pentatomidae.
UUAUGUUGUGUUAUAUUAAGUUACAUGGUUACAUCAUCUCAGUGUUUUAUGAUCAAUAAGUUCGUUAGUGAAUGUAUUCCCUAAACGAAGGAAGUGUAUUAUUUUAAGUAGCAUUUGUUUUAAGUGCUUGAAACAGUCUGAAUAAAGUCAUUUCCAUGUUAUUUAGAUCACAAUUCUUUGGUCUUUGAAAAUCUUGGGACUCUAUCAACAAAUAUAAGAUAUCACUGACUAUAAGCUCUAUGUGUGCGAUUGUUUAGUGUUCAUAUUAAACAGAAAUCCCUGUUAUGAAAUCAUUUUCAGGCAUAAUAAAUCAGACUUUUUACAAUGAAUUUACAUCGUAUUACUUUUAUUAAUGACCAAUUAACAAUUUUCCCUCACCGGUGUUUAAACUGAAGAGAUGGCCGGUGGUAGGAGGAAUAUUAACCGCUCUGGGUCAUCUAAACAACAUGCCUUUUUUAAUGCUGAUGAUUCCAAAAAUAAGUGUACUCCUCCUGAGAAUAUAACAAAAGUUUCCCCCAAGCAUAUGCCUAUGCCAGCACUUCCUCAUGACAGCAAUAUAAUGUUUGAAAUUAUUAUGUUUGUUUACACUGGUACUGCAGUGUUUCUUCAGUUCCUUCAUCUCUAUCGGUCAGUUUGGUGGCUUCCAAAUUCAAAUGCGAAUCACGCUAUGAAUCUGUACCUCGUUGAUCCACAUCUCGUUGGUUUUAUUGUUACAAUUUUGGUCCGAAGAUUAAUCUAUGGCAUAUUGACUUACCUUAUUCUUCAUUGGGCUCCUGCUCCUUUAUGGACUUUACUGGAGCAAUUAAUUAGGCUGUUUUUACUUGGAGUAGUUAUGACUUGUCUUGUUUGGUGUGCCUUUCAUGUAAUGAGAACUCAUCCAUUAGUUAACAUAUUCUACUUAUGUUAUCCGAUUUCUGUAUAUUUUAUACUCUUUGGGCUAAGUAUUAGUCCAUUCUUUGAUGUCACCUCAAUUCCAUCUACUGUUCAAGAAGAUUACAAAAACAGAUUGAUUGGUAAACCUCUUCAUAGUUGUUCAUCUUCGCCCAAUGCUAUAAGGGAAGAAGUAGAAAAUUUGAGAUGCGAUUUUAACAAUAGAAUGAGACAAAUUCUAUUUAGUUCUAUGUUGAAUGGUUAUUAUGCUGGGUUUAUUCCUUGCUGUUUUGCUCAAAAUUUUCUAUAUUAUGAUGUUUAUUGGGCUACACAGCACCUAACAUUCAUAUGGAUUGGUUGUUUCACUAUGUACCUUGUUCAUUGCUACCCAGUGAAGUAUUGUGAUACAUUACAUAGAGCUGCUCUGCAUCUAGGUAAAUGGGUGAAAGUAGAAGGACGAGCUUGUCAUCUCCCUUCGCAUGUAUGGUCCGAUUCAAUUUUAUGGCAGCAAGGUGCACUUGUGAAAUAUAGUAAGGAGUUCUAUAAAGCAGAAGGCAUUUCAAAUGCUGCAGAACCAGGAAAUAGUUACCAUACCAGAUUUUAUAGCAUUUUCCACAAUCCAGCAUUUUUUCUAUGUUCUUUGGUCGGCCUUCAACUUUCAUUCGUUGUUCUCCAGCUUGUUAUUCUAAUGCGAACUACAGAAUGGUAUAAAAUAAUAUCAAUAUCCUUGCUUCUCUUCGCCAAUCACUAUCCUCUAUUUAAACUUGCCAGAGAUUAUCUUAUUUGCUGGAAAGUUUAUAAAGCAGAAGCUAUGAUUCAGGAUAAGGCUAAUGGAGGUUGAAAUUACUGCUGAUUCAUGAGACUGAUUUCAUAUUUAGUAGAUGUAGAUGAUACAAAACCUGAGGACAUUGAAAUAGUCACUUAGCUGACUCAUUUAUUUGUUUAUAAGAUAGUAGGUCAUAAUCCUUAAUUAUGAUCAUUUUUCUUCCUUUCAUUAAAAGACUGAAAAAACUUGUAUCACAUUUGGUGUAUAUCUAUUUCCCCAAAAAUCUUUUAUAACCUUUGAUACUUGUUUGUUGGAAUUAUUAUGAAGAGUGGUUAUUGUUUUGUUCCCAGCAUGUCAUGUUUUUUUGUAUUUUUUUAUGUCUAGUUUUAACCAUAGUUACCAGCCGGUGUUAGCUAAACUAUUAUGUUACUUUUAAACUUGAUUAUACUCAUCCAAAGAAUAAAUUUAGUUUAAAGUAAUUAACUGAUUAAUCAAUAAACCAUAUUGCCUU